This is a messenger RNA of Aureobasidium namibiae CBS 147.97, 2949 nucleotides long. RefSeq lists its product as uncharacterized. Gene Ontology annotation, cellular component: endoplasmic reticulum membrane. The record is from RefSeq and is a predicted model, not a curated record. Gene Ontology annotation, biological process: protein N-linked glycosylation. The transcript is spliced from 4 exons. Lineage: Eukaryota; Fungi; Ascomycota; Dothideomycetes; Dothideales; Saccotheciaceae. Gene Ontology annotation, molecular function: alpha-1,2-mannosyltransferase activity. Bases 1 to 2949 code for a protein of 982 amino acids.
AUGUCGUCUCCUCCGCCGCCGUCGCGUCCGGUGCGCCGCCAAUUCAUGACGACCAUGACGGCCAACAAGGCGGCCAAACAGCAGAGCAACAAGGCUCUCCCCGUGACGCCGACAACAGCUUCAGCAGAGGCCCGCCCUACCCACAUGUACCCCGCCGACCUCACAAAACCCCUCGAUGCUAUCGCCGACCCCAUCCAUCUCAAUCCCCUGAUUGCAUUCUACAUUCUCGCCGCUGCCCACACUAUCGCUGCUCUCUGGUUCCCUAUACAAGAUUGCGACGAGGUCUAUAACUACUAUGAGCCCACCCACUACUUGACCGAGGGCUAUGGCAAGCAGACUUGGGAGUACUCUCCCGAAUAUGCCAUCCGCAGCUGGGGCUACGUUUCGCUUCAUGCCUUUGUCAUUGGUCUGCGUCGCAUCAUUCCUGUCUGGGGUCUGCCCAAGGUCUGGAAGUUCUACUUCUUGCGCAUCAUGCUUGGAGCAAUCUGUGCCGCCUCUGAAUCCAGGCUCUACGCCGUCAUCUCGAGAACUCUCAACCCUAGACUCGGCAUGCUCUUCUUCCUCAUCAUGCUCACCAGUCCUGGCAUGUUCCAUGCAUCUGUCUCCUUCUUGCCUUCAUCCUUCUCCAUGUAUACCACCGCUCUGGGUAUGGCUGCCUUCAUGGACUGGCGUGGAGGUGUGCGAACCGCUACUGGAAUGAUGUGUAUGAUCGGUGGUUCUUUCCUCGGUUGGCCUUUUGCCGCUGCUCUCAUUGCUCCCUUCAUGAUUGAGGAAUUCAUGCUCGCUUACUUUACCGACAAGCAAGAGUUCAUCGACUUUUGCUACCGUAUCCUCGAUGGCUCUGUCCGCUCUACCAUAAUACUCGUCAUCCAGUUCUGUUUUGAUGCUUUCUUUUACAGGAGGGUCGCUAUCGUGCCCUACAACAUUGUCUGGUACAAUGUAAUCGCUGCUCGCAGUGGCAAAGGUCCCGAUAUCUAUGGCACCGAGCCCUGGCAUUUCUACGGCCGCAACCUCUUACUCAACUUCAACAUCUGGUUCAUCAUCGCCUUGGCCGCCAUGCCUCUCUACUUCGUCCACACUUUUGUUCUUCGCCAACCUAUCUUCAAGCAAUCUUACCUGCGCGGCGUCUUCUUCCUCACCCCUUUCUAUCUCUGGUUGACUAUCUUCACCCUCCAGCCUCACAAGGAGGAGCGCUUCAUGUACCCCAUCUACCCUGCUUUAGGGUUCAACGCCGCUCUAGGCUCUCACAUCCUUCUCACCUGGCUCGGCACAUCCAAUCCCCGUUCUCUUAUCGCCAUGAUCCCUGCUAAGUUGAGACUGCUCUUCGCUGCUUUCUGCUUCAUCGCUGCUGUUGAUUUCGGAGUUUGGAGAACUCUCGGUAUGAUCACAGCUUACAAUGCUCCAUUGAGCGUGUACAAACCUCUGCGACUUCCUGGCGUCACCCAAUCUGGUGACAAUGUUUGCCUGGGCAAGGAAUGGUAUCGCUUCCCCUCUUCGUAUCAUCUCCCGACUGGUGUCAGCGCCAAGUUUGUCAAGAGCGAGUUUAAUGGUCUGCUCCCUGGUGAUUUCAGCCAAGCUGGCAAGGGAUUCGGUUUGUAUCCCGGUGCAUGGCUUAUGCCGAGCGGGAUGAAUGAUGAGAACAAAGAAGAUCCUAGCAAAUACACUCCACUAUCGCACUGCUCCUUCAUGGUCGACUCGUACUUCCCAGGCAUCGAGCCAUCACCUCUGGAACCCAACUACAUCAACCAGACAGAGACUUGGGAGAAGCUGUCAUGCGAGCCGUUCCUGGAUGCUUCGCGUACUGGAACUAUCGGUCGCAUCGGAUGGGUUCCUGACUGGGACUUUAUUCCGUCCAAGUAUCGCCGCCAAUGGGGCGAGUACUUGUGGAUUCCAUCGGACUUCAAGAGGCCCACCGCCGCACCAUACCCAGACUGGUCUCUCGAAACCACGAAGCCCCUGCCCUAUCGCCCUUUCCGCUAUGGACCGAAGUACAACAUUACCAUGGGAUUGCGCACAAUGAAUUGGGAUGAGUGGAUUGAGUUGGACAACCAUUACCCGAAAUUCCAUGCCGAUAAGAAACGCCGCAUUGAAGAACGUGGCAGCAAGUGUUUCCAUACAGACCCUAAACCGCAAGUGUUCGAUGGCGCUGUAGAACUUCUGGAAGAGCUCUGUGGUUAUCUCCCCGAGCGCUACCCAAGCAUGUUUCGCAAGACUGAACACGGAAUGGUCAACUUGUUUGCGGACGAGACUUUUGAUAUCAGAAGGGAUGUCUUGACCAUGAAUGGCAACCGCGAGGAUCCUAUGCAGAUGGCCGCACGUAUGGUGCAAGAUGAUCUGGCAAUCAUGUUCGAAAAGGAAGACGGUCAGAUGUAUCUCCUUGCUGGUGCAGUCUUGCUGGCAGGUUUCUGGCGUUUACAGGAUAAAUUGGGCAUGUCUCUUGACGAGAUUCAUUACAGCGGCGAUGUUCCUGGUUACCACGACAAACUCCGCAAAGGCAUGAACAACUUCUUCCGACGCAUCAAGCCCGAAGCUCCAGUGAAACGCAACAACUACUUCCUUCAAGUCGAUGAAGACCUCGCAUGGUCCUACAGCAUUGGAUCUGAAGACGCUGGAGAACCCUCGUGGGAUACAGCCGCUGCCAAUCGCGCAAUCGAACACCAUUACUUCCGCUCUGAAUGCCAAUCUCUUCGUCGCCUACCCAGAUCUGGAGGUGUGUUGUUCACGAUUCGCACGUACUUCCAUCCGAUUACGGAUAUUGCGCAAGAGGAUUAUGUACCAGGAAGAUUGGCUAGUUCGAUCAGGGCUUGGGGUGAUGAUGUGAGCAAGUACAAGGGCAAGGCGAAGUAUGGCGAUGUGUUGUUGAAUUACCUGGAUAAGAAGCACGAAGAGCAAGUAGCUAAUGGACUGGAUCUAAGCAGAGAAGAUGAGUGUAGGGCAUAUCCAUACUAA